AUGCAGGGUCGAGGUCGUAGGAAUCAACCCGGGAGCCGUCCUGACUUCCUGUGGUUCUCUUUCCUGAUUGUUGUAGCUCCCGAAGUGUUGAUUCAAUGGAUAGAGAAGCUAUCCUGGUUGAAAGAAAGGAAGGUGCACAUACCUGCAGAAAUUAACUGGAGUUGGAUGGAAGAGGUGGGCCUAUCGGAGGCGCUUGAACCAUUUCUAACAAAAUCUUUUGACGGAGUCCAAGGCCGGUUUAUUUGUAUGGCUUGGAGACACCUUUUCCACAUCCAAGAACCUAUGUACAAAGAACUUUGUGUGGAAUAA
Messenger RNA from Lactuca virosa, 309 nucleotides. Lineage: Eukaryota; Viridiplantae; Streptophyta; Magnoliopsida; Asterales; Asteraceae. The record is from the annotation of a GenBank genome assembly.